Molecule: messenger RNA, 612 nt
Organism: [Torrubiella] hemipterigena
Lineage: Eukaryota; Fungi; Ascomycota; Sordariomycetes; Hypocreales; Clavicipitaceae
Source: the annotation of a GenBank genome assembly
AUGGCUGCCACAUUGCGUCGAGCUGCUUCUUUUGGUCUGCUGGCCACGCUAAGUACAGCCCUUGUGCUGAAUUUGGCUGUGCUCUUUCUCUCUUUCCGUAUAUUGAUACGCGGAACACAAUCACACUCAUACCUCGCAGGUGACCGACCUCGCGAGCUUCCACUAAAGGUUCGCACCAUUCAGGCGGCCUUCCACGACGACCCCCUGCACUAUAAGCUGCAGGGCUUCGUUGCAAAUGCAGAAUGGAACGCUAUCCGCCCUCCUGGCAAGGGCUUCGUUUUCUUAGGCCAAGAGCGCUUUGCAUUUGGCGUGUCCAUGUGGCAUCAGCUGCACUGUCUUAGCCAUAUACGCGCAGUGCUUGUCAACGGCGACGAUGGGUCUGACCACACGGAGCACUGCUUCCACUAUCUACGACAGGGUAUUCUCUGUGCGGCGGACACAACCUUGGAGCAUGGUACAAGUAUGAAGUUGGCAAAUGGGGAUAAAGUCGCGACUGGUUACGGAACCGUCCAUACCUGCCGCGAUUGGCAACAAGUGUAUGACUGGAUGGAGAGCAAGCAUAGCGAGUGGACGCCAGAUAUGUACGCGAGGUACAACGAGUCUAUUAUGUAG